Molecule: messenger RNA, 549 nt
Organism: Cavenderia fasciculata
Lineage: Eukaryota; Evosea; Eumycetozoa; Acytosteliales; Cavenderiaceae
Exons: 2
Coding region: 1-549 (182 amino acids)
Source: RefSeq, a predicted model, not a curated record
AUGUACAUUAGAAAUAUUCUUUUACUUGCAGCCCUCCUUUUCAGUGUUGUACUUGGUGAUCAAGUACUCUUUAAUGACAAUGGAUAUGGUACUGAUAUUUAUUCAGACUCUUCUGCUGCUGUUUCAAACUCUACCAAUUGUGGUCAAAAGGCCAACAAAUGUAUUUUAGGUCAAAUCGUAAAUGAAAAUGACAAUAUUGGAUUCAGAAUGAAACCAAAUCAAUUUGAUACUGAUAAUGAUAGAUUUUUAGAGUUUUGGAUGCUUGUUGAAGGUGCAAAUGGAACUGAUGUUUACAUUUUCAUUGAUACUGUUGGUACUCCAAAGAAGGUUAUUCUCAACAAUGACACUUAUUAUGUAUCUACUACCGACUUUUCAGGAUGGGUCUUUGUUAGAGUUGAUGUAACCGAGGCCAACGUUGAUGCUGAAACUUUCAAUGGUCUUCAUAUUGGCGUUGCUUCAAGACCCUCCAACCUUACUAUUGCUGCUGUCAAUCUUGUUGAAAAUCGUAUGCACAUUGUUGAACAAAUGAAUUCAAUCAUUAUUCCAUAA